This is a messenger RNA of Solanum verrucosum, 1228 nucleotides long. RefSeq names its product adenylyl-sulfate kinase 3. The coding region runs from base 159 to 1085 and encodes 308 amino acids. NCBI's taxonomy places the organism in Eukaryota, Viridiplantae, Streptophyta, Magnoliopsida, Solanales, Solanaceae. Gene Ontology annotation, biological process: sulfate assimilation. Gene Ontology annotation, molecular function: ATP binding; adenylylsulfate kinase activity. The record is from RefSeq and is a predicted model, not a curated record. The transcript has 7 exons.
GUUUUCUCUCUCGUGAAUGUCGUGAUCACAACCCUCCCACCAAAGCUCAAUCCACCAUUCCUAAUUUCAUUCUUCCUCCCUAGCUUCGGAGUAGUACAUUUUUGCUAAUAUACAAUCAAUCGAUCAAGAUUCAAGAUUGUUCCCAGUUCAGAUGCUUGAUGAUGACUGUCGUCGGAAACAAUGCGUUGAUUUGUCGUCCUCAGUCGGAAUCUUGCUGUGCGUCGAUGAAGUUAGGGGUUUUGAAGCUACCGGCGUGUAAUUGCAAAGCUAAAUCACUGGGCUUCCACAUUACAGGUACCGAGGUGAAAACCACCUUCUUACCGCAUGUAAGGAAAACGGAGACUUCUAGAACCGUUCAUAUCAACGGAAAAUCCGCAAGUUCUCAUCAGCCAGGAUACAAUUCAAACGAUGAAAUCAGCGCAAUCGAUUUUUCUGGCUUUUCUGGUAAAAGUAUACCCCUGACUUCUACAAAUGGGAAUUCAACAAACAUUGUUUGGCACAAAUGCUCUGUAGAGAAAAGUGACAGACAGGAGUUGCUUCAGCAAAGGGGUUGUGUUAUAUGGAUAACUGGUCUCAGUGGUUCAGGGAAGAGCACUGUGGCAUGUGCUCUAGGUCGCGGUUUACAUGCUAGAGGAAAACUCACUUAUAUUCUUGAUGGUGAUAAUGUUCGCCAUGGUCUAAAUCGUGACCUUAGUUUUGCAGCUGAAGAUCGGGCAGAAAAUAUAAGGCGGAUCGGGGAAGUGGCUAAGCUUUUUGUGGAUGCUGGAGUUAUUUGCAUUGCCAGUUUGAUAUCUCCCUACAGAGAGGAGCGAGAUGCUUGCCGUGCUUCACUACCUGAAGGGGAUUUCAUUGAGGUGUUCAUGGAUGUUCCUCUACAUGUAUGUGAGGCAAGGGAUCCUAAGGGAUUGUAUAAGCUAGCUCGAGCAGGAAAGAUAAAAGGUUUUACUGGUAUUGAUGAUCCUUAUGAGCCACCGUUGAAAUCAGAGAUAGUGUUGCGUCAGAACCAAGGGCUAUGUGAUUCUCCUGAUGACUUUGCUGAUGUAGUGAUCUCAUACUUGGACAAAAAUGGAUACCUGAAAGCUUAACUGUUCAGGACCUUAUGUUCAAGCGAGAUUCAGAGAGAUUUAGUUUCCCCUGUGUAUAAGUGGAAAAUGAUGUAUAUAGAUUUAGUUUGUAAACUGAAGGUUAGCACUGCUAUUAUACAACGCUUAUGAUCAUAUCACAGAAA